Molecule: messenger RNA, 2484 nt
Organism: Dendrobium catenatum
Lineage: Eukaryota; Viridiplantae; Streptophyta; Magnoliopsida; Asparagales; Orchidaceae
Exons: 5
Coding region: 182-2245 (687 amino acids)
Source: RefSeq, a predicted model, not a curated record
UCUCCUAUAUAGAUAACGCACCUUCACCUUUCGCAAUCGUUUUGCUGGCUGUUGGCGUCUGGCUUCAUCGCCCUUCUCUGCGACAAGGGUUUCCUCGAUCCUUAUCUUCUCUAUAACUUUCUGAAGACUCGAUCGGCAAUCGGUGCUAGGGUUUCGGGAGUGGUUAGGUUUCAUAUUGGCAAUGGUUUGUCCGAGGAGAGAGGGGUUCGAGGAGGAGGCCAAGGGAGAUUCCUCUGAUCGGUUUGAUCUUGCUCAGGAGAGCGAGGGUUCCGAUGAAUCGUUUGAAAUUGAAGGAUCCGAGUCAUCGGGAGAUUCGAUUGAUGUUCAAAACAGUGGAGGACUUUCGGGUGCCUUCUCUGGGAGGAUACGAGAUGUUCUUCGUGAUGGAGCGGAUGCUAAUCUUCUGCUUGGACGCGAGGAGGUGGAGAAUGGGAUUUUUCAGUGGCUGCAAGCGUUAGAUCUUCAGGUUAUCGGCGGAUGUCGUGCGGAUGAGAGGUUGAAGCCUCUGCUUAAGCUGAAUGCUACAGGCGGGGCUGCGGAAGACCAGUUUAUGGUCCAGCUUGUUCAGCAUUUUGAAGCAUCUGAAGUUGCAGUUCUAGCCCGUUGCUUAUGUCUUCCUCUUGUCUCUGUUCGUGUGGGAAAGAUUAACAAGCAGGGGAACAUGUUAUGCCCAACUGCUUCCAGGGGGUUUCUGAGUUUGACCCUUCUUCCGUCAUCCCACAUGCGCAUUUCAUUUACGGGGGAUGAUGGCUGCAUUGAGAGACUUGCAUUAGUUAGCAAUGAUCUGGAAAGCCCUUCAGUGAUUCUUGAAAAUAUUUCAGCUGAUACUUCGGGCCGUUCAUUCCUACUGAAGUUCCCAGAUUCCCAAAUCUUGUACUUCUGGUGCUCUGAGAAGUCUAAGGAUGAUGGCUUGGGAUUACUUGCUAAGAUGAAGGAUCUACUUAGCAGGAAGCCUUCUCUUACGUGUUUGACUGGGAUAUCUAAAGCUCGACUUGAUUCAUUUGCUACUCAUCUCCGGGUUUAUAUUCUUGCUUCGGCAAGCACCCCAACAGCUGCAUCUACUUCUUCAAGUGGGCUGUUGAUGUCUACUUCUGAUUUUCAACCAUCAUCAGAAACUGAUAUUUACUGCCAAUUAAGGUCUUCCCAUGCCCGAAUACCAGCAACUCAUGUAACAAUGGUGCAUCCUCUCUACCAAAGCAAUCUCAUCCCUAGAUCAAAUGCUUUCAAAGAUGGAACCCUUAUAAAUUCAUCCACGACCAAUGAUGUCCGUGAGAAAGUGAGAAUACUUGUUGGCGAUUCAUCCUCCAAUAUUCAGCCAAGUACCGCAACGGAGUCAUCAUUGCAUGAUCAAUCUACCAGUCAAAUUGAAGGAGAAAAUGUAGAAAAACAAGGAAGUCGUGGUUUGGUUCUUCCUGGAUUGACUUCUCUUUCCACUCCCUUAUUCUCAUUAAGUUCAACUUUCACCAUUCCUUCACAAAUUAGCAAUCAAAGUUCUUUUUUCUCUCCAUAUUACUGCUGGUGCCCUCCCUUCCCAACCUCUCUACAGUAUAACAAGACUUGUCAUCUGCCUACCGCAUCUGAAUUAAUGCCUCUCCCACCCCUCUCCACACUGUUAUCUCCUGCAGCCCCACCAGAGUCAUUGGUGACAUCCAAAUAUCCUUUAAAUGUUCCCGAGUUCCCGCCUCUAAAACUUCCUUCCCUUAUCUCUGACCCUUUGGUCCACCUAUCUAUGCCCAUCCCCUCACUCUCUCCCUUGCCAAGCUCACAGCAAAUUGCAACAUUCACGCCAUUCAUGUCAGAUCCCAUUGUCCAUAUCCCAGUCAUCGACUUCUGUUCUUCUGGGCAGGGUUACCUUGUCAGCGCGGGUCCUAUUUCUACAGCCAUUCCAACUUUGCCCAUUAGCCAUUCAAGUCAUCAGCUUCUCCCCCCUUCGGAAUCGACAGUUGAGAAGAAUGCAAGAGAGACACUUAGGUUGCUUAUGGCUUCAACACCAACAUUUACUCCAAAGUUGUUCAAUGUGCUUCCUGAGGUUCUUAGCAACAUGGAGCUAUGCGGAAAUGGGAGUUCGGUGAUUGGAAACGAUCUAUUUGAGGGAGCUUUGGUUGACGUUGAAUCGACUAGUAAUGGUACAUCUUCUACUGCAGCUGAUACAAGCGAUGAAAUUUACGAUGAAGAAAUGGAAGAAUGUAACUGCUCAAAGAUUAAUAAUUGUCGAAUGUUUAACCAUGAACCUGAUGAAAUAUAGUUGGCGGUGUGCUGCUUUUUGUGUAUAUGAUGGGCAGUUUGCAGCUUUGAUAAGGCCUAUAGUAGGCCCUUGUCUAUUCUGUAAUGUCGUCUGUGAUGCUUUUUCUCGCUGGCAAUUUGUUAUUUCCAUUAGGAUUUAGCUUGUUUGUAAUGUCGUGGCGUGCUCUUAAGUUUUGCUAGUAUCUUCAGUUCGAACAUAUUGGCCUGAAAGCAAGCAGUUCGGUCUAAUUUAUUUUCUUA